This is a messenger RNA of Ilex paraguariensis (yerba mate), 434 nucleotides long. NCBI's taxonomy places the organism in Eukaryota, Viridiplantae, Streptophyta, Magnoliopsida, Aquifoliales, Aquifoliaceae. The record is from the annotation of a GenBank genome assembly.
UAAUUAUAUUUGCGAUUCUCAUUCCAUCUGUAACAAAUCUCAAGGCACAAGAAGCAAACUGGAGCUCUAUAAGAAAAAAAAAGGCUGCGGAAGCGGUUCUAUACCAGAGGGAGAAAGAAGCUGAGGCUCAAAAAGCCAUUGCCGAGGCUGCAUUUUAUGCUCGUCAACAGGUUGCCGAAGGAGAAUUAUAUGCCAUGAAAAAAGAGGCUGAAGGAAUUAUGGUUCUUGCACAAGCCCAAGGCAUUUACAUACGCACCCUAAUGGACACAUUGGGAGGAAAUCAUGUGGCUCUGAGGGAUUACUUGAUGAUUAAUGGGGAACGUUUCAGGAAAUCGCAAAGAUCAACGCCAAUGCUGUGCAUGGAUUGCAGCCAAAAAUUAGCAUUUGGACGACGGGAGGUGAGGCAGCCGGUGGUGGUGGGAGUGCUGCCAUGA